Molecule: messenger RNA, 684 nt
Organism: Saccostrea cuccullata (small rock oyster)
Lineage: Eukaryota; Metazoa; Mollusca; Bivalvia; Ostreida; Ostreidae
Product: E3 ubiquitin-protein ligase TRIM45-like
Exons: 1
Coding region: 1-684 (227 amino acids)
Molecular function (GO): zinc ion binding
Source: RefSeq, a predicted model, not a curated record
AUGGACCCCCGUUACAGUGCCCAAGACAUCCUCCUCUGUGACCUGUGUCAAAUAGCUGCAUUACAGAGUCAUUGUGAACUUUGUCAGAUUAACCUGUGUAAGGCCUGUGUAGGGGAGCAUCUCUCCGAUUCAUCCAAAAGACACAAAGUUAUUCCAUACAAACACAGAACUUCUGCUCCUAUGUACCCAAAAUGUCCAAAACACAGCGAGAAAAAUUGUGAGCUUUAUUGUGAGAAAUGUGACAUUCCUGUCUGUUCUACAUGCGCCUCCUCCGUUAAAUACAAAGGACAUAUUUUAUCAGACUCUAUGCAAAAAAUAUGUUUUAAAAGAAAAAUUCUAGAAGAGGAUUUAAACGAAUUAGAGAAAACAAUCUAUCCUGUUUAUGAAGAAUUCGAAAUAGAUUUAAAAUCUAAAAAGGAAAGCUUUGAAGAAAAUUAUGAGAAACUGGCAACAGCUGUCACCAAACAAGAAGAAAAUGUGCAGCAAAAAAUCCACAUCAUUGUCAAAGAACACAUAUCUAAUAUUUAUGAGAUGAAAAAUAAACACCGAGAUGCUUUAAACAAACAAGAAAAAGAAAUUAAACAUAUAACUUCUGAUUUAAAACAUAACAUUCUUGAACUCAAAACAAUACUGGACUCUGAUGACGUGUCUCUAAUUUCUGGAUACAAAUCAAGGAACCCUUAA